Molecule: messenger RNA, 363 nt
Organism: Hibiscus syriacus
Lineage: Eukaryota; Viridiplantae; Streptophyta; Magnoliopsida; Malvales; Malvaceae
Product: 40S ribosomal protein S19-3-like
Exons: 2
Coding region: 21-272 (83 amino acids)
Biological process (GO): translation; ribosomal small subunit assembly
Cellular component (GO): cytosolic small ribosomal subunit; ribosome
Molecular function (GO): structural constituent of ribosome; RNA binding
Source: RefSeq, a predicted model, not a curated record
CAUGUUGCUUUGUACCUUCAAUGGCAAGGAAGAUAUACUUGAGGGGAGGUCUUGGUGUUGGUGCCUUUAGGAGGAUUUAUGGAGGGGCUAAGAGGAACGGGAGUCGCCCACGCCAUUUCUGCAAGAGCAGUGGAUCCGUUGCGCGCCACAUUCUUCAGCAAUUGCAGAAUGUGAAUAUCAUUGAUAUCGAUCCUAAAGGUGGAAGGAAAAUCACAUCGAAUGGUCAGCGUGAUCUCGACCAAGUAGCCGGAAGGAUUGCAGUUUCCAUCUGAGAAAUUUUAGGAGAGGUGUUGUUGGAGGUUUUGUCGAAUCAAUUUCUGUGUUGGAACGGCGUCUGCGAAUCCUUGUAUUUCGAUUUUGAAA